Molecule: messenger RNA, 5810 nt
Organism: Zingiber officinale
Lineage: Eukaryota; Viridiplantae; Streptophyta; Magnoliopsida; Zingiberales; Zingiberaceae
Exons: 6
Coding region: 98-499 (133 amino acids)
Source: RefSeq, a predicted model, not a curated record
UUUACAUUUUAAAAUCUCGUGAGAGAUUAUUGAGAAUCGUGAAAUUGUCCGUGCGGCUUCGAGAGCGUUUCCAGAGAAGAAGAGAAAGGUUUUGGCGAUGGCAGAUCCCGAUCCUUCGAAUCGGCGAUGCCGGCUUUGCUCGGGGCCUCUCUCAAAGGAGAUGGAAACGAGCCGUUGGACUGUGGCCCCGUUGAUACGUGAUAGCUUCUCGAUGAUUGGUACUGCUGCUUGUGGAACUGCAAGUGCAUUUUAUGGAUUUAACUAUGCUAUGCCUAUUGUUAGGGGGUUGGUCACUGGGCCUAUGUGGUUACACUUUUUUAUUGGUGCUCCACCUGUAAUUGUUUUCUCAUCGGCUUGUGCUGGAUUGGCAGGUGGGGCAUUACCAGCUCUUGCUCAACUGGCCUCCUCAUCAUACCAUGCAGCUGUGUCAUUUUCAACAUUAUCACAUUCCUCCGCGCAUGAAGAUACUAUGAAAAGGAAGACAUCAUCUCCUCUAUAGUUUGCAUCAUUGGUAUUUCUAAUCACAUUAAACUCUAAUAUUAGUGUUCUUUUUUUCUUUUUUUUUUAAUUCCUAUUGUAUAUUAUUAUCACUCUCAUAUAUGGAUCACUUGUAUGGACAUAUUAUUAGCAUUUGGAUUAGGUUUUGUAUUUAUAAGAAGAUACAUGACUGUCUAUUCCAUCCCUCUAGUGCUAUUUAAUAUUUUAAGAUCUUUGUUCGUAUAUAUGACAACUAGAUCGAUAGGCUCUAGGCUAAAAGUAUGAAAAUAAAGUUUGCCUCUCGAACAGCUCAUGGAGGCAAGUACUAUGUAGGAGCUUUGGCCGUAGGUGAAGGUUGUGAAGAAAGACCAAAGAGAUGUUGAAUAAGGAAUAUUAAAGUUAAUUCUUAGCUGACUCAAAAGAAUGCCACACUAAUUAAAGAGAUGAAGUCUUUUGAGCCUAGCAAAUAGGGCCUUCAUGUUGAAUCAGAGGUUUAGAAUGGGAAGUCCGUGGUUUGUAGUGACAAUUCUAGGCCAAUGUCGAGGAGCAAAAUAAGGGUGCGUUUGGUACGUGCGUUUUUCAUUUUCAUUUUCUGAAAAACGCACGUUUUCUGAAAAAUGGUGUAAGAUUUGCAUUUUUCGUGCCUGUUUUCUAAAAAAAUAGAUAGCGUUUUCUAGAAAAACAGAGAAUGAUAAAAAGUCAUUUUAUGUUUUCUAGAAAACGCACAUUUUUCAGAAAAUGGAAAUGAAAAACGCGCGUACCAAACGCACCCUAAGAUUUUCGAGCGAGGCCCCCUGGACCUAGCCUCUAUUGGAGUCUUCACUACCCCUAGCCUAUAAAAAGAUUACUGCAGAUAGAGAAAUCUAGGGGGUUAGGAUCCACUUCAAUGGUACUCUACCUUAAAAGGAAUGACAACGAGAAGUUCUUUGCACUCUAGGCAAAGGGGAAGGAUAUUAACAAGUAGGCCUUUUUUCCUUCAUUUUUUUUUUCCUUUUUUUGGAUUAUACCUAUUUCUUUGACAAAUCUGAAUGCACCUCUUGCAUUCUUGACUAGCAAAUUUCUUGGUGUGAAUAGAAUGUGAUUUGCACAUUGAAUUCAGUUUGUGACUUGCUGCGAGUUUGCGAUAAAUAAACUUCAACACAUGAAGUAAAUUGAGCUUGGCCGGAUUGUCAUGGAUUCGGGCAAACUAAAUGGGACUUUGAAUCAUGGUUUAACGUUUUGCCUCAAUUUGGCUGAACUAAACUUGACCAAUUGGGUCAAACAUUGAUGUCUUAUUCAUGAAGUUGUUAUUCUACCCUUUUGUAGAAAAAGAUAAUUACGCUCAUCCCAGGUGCCCCUCAUAGCCCGUCCACAGGUUGUGAAGGGAGAUAAAUCACGGGGUCAUUUUAUAACCGAGUUAUUAUUCUACCCUUAUUCGCACUCUUGGUGGGCAAAUUUUCUUACAUGUUCCUUAGUCAGCUAAGGUCAAUAUUAAUAUGUUGUCACUAGUUCUGAUUUUUGUUGCGAGUCAUAUCUGUUAGGAUCUAGAUCAAUGGCCAAGAUCAAGAGGGUGAAUAAAUGAUGCUAAAUUCACACAAAAACAAGCAUAACAAAUUGAGUAACAACAAAAAAGCAUGUGAGAAUAGUGAAAAUAAAUAAGAAAUAGAUGAACAUACUAAUAUGAUGAUUUUGUACGAUUUGAAGCAUCUUGGCGUCAUGGUCCAAAGCUUAGAUGUUUCACCCCAGGAAUAGAUGGAGCAACUCAGACAAAUAAAAAUGAAACAUCAAUAAGGAUGAGACCCCAACAAGCUAAAGAUCUCUAGACAAGAGGAUUAAAUGUAAAGAGGUUGAGACUAGUUCACUCUCUCUAAAUAAUGUGAGAAUUAAAUCCUCGAGAGAAAAACUCAUCACUCACCCUAAUAGAUUGAAACACUUGGUAGAAAGAGAGUUACAAAGAGCUUCAACUGCAACAAGGAUAGAAUCUUGAAUAACCCUUUUAAUAUGCCAUGGUGAUCAUUUGGAAAAUAACUGAAAGUAUUUGGUCACUCGAUCUAUGGAUACUAUCCAAGACAAGCCAUCAUUCAUCAACCAAUCAAAAAUUUUGAUCAACCAACAAGAGAAAAUUUUGCUUCUAGUAUUGACCUACCUUGCUUUGACCAAACAUAAAAUCUUUGGUCGACCGACCUCUUACCUAGAGGCCAGGCCUAGCACCUAAAAUUUAUCGUGGUUACGAGACCAUAUGCUAAAGAAAGUGAUUAAGUCUAGGAGGCGACGAAGUCUCUAGGCAUGGAAUAUCUAGAAAUAAGAAGGCUUCUUGGCAUAACAAAAUCCUGAAAGUAUGGAGAGCCUUUUGGAAUGUGAAGGUAUGCUCCUAAAAGUAGAGGAGAAUGCACUUGUGUUUAGUGUAGAGGUGGGACUAGACUUGGGAGUAAAGCCAACUAUAGAAGUGGUCGGAUUUAGAGAACAAUCGACUAGUACAUAAGUUGAAUAAAUUGUUGACUUAGGGAUGAAAAAUAAUAACUGAAUAUUUUUGGUCAAGAGUCAGUCGACUAGGCAAUCAAGUGAUAUUUUAGAUCAACAGACUCUCCAAACCACAAAAAGAAUAAGGUAUUUUAUCCAGGGGUCAAUCGAUUAGAAAGUUAACUAAUACCAGUUGACUUACUAAACCCUAGACCUCCAAACCAUGAAUAGAGUGUUUUUGUUUGAGGGCUGGUCGACUGGCCAAUCGAUUAGAUGACAAAAUCAACUGAUCGAUCAAGAAGAGUUGUUGAUAUGAUACUAACAGCCUGCAAUAGUUAGAUACCUACUAACUAUUGUUCAAGCAAUCAAUUGAUGAGCCCAACCAGUUGACUCAAGUAUCUGUUGCGAUGAAGAAGCUAAUAAGUUCAAGUCAGUAGUCAACUGAUGAUGGUUUCAGUUAACUAAUCACGGCUUGGAAAAGUAGAACCAAGGUGGAAAGGAAGCUAAAGGGUUGAGACUAUAAAUGAAGGGCUUUAGGGAUUCAAAAUGGUUACUAAAAAUUCUCAAACUUAUGAUUCUAAAGCUCAAUACUCUUAUUCUCCAAGUGUUAAAUAUCUUUUUUCUUUCCUGUACUCAUUUCAAUCCUUGUAAGAAGAAUAUGUGUAAAAAAUUUCUCUGCCUUUGUACUCUUACUGAGAAGGAUAAAGUUUAGUGAAACUUCAAAAAGUGAUCAACUGACAAAUCAUAGGAGUAGGAGCUAGAGGUUGCCAAAUCACGUUAAACCAUUUGUGUUAGUUUGUGCUGGCUUGUUUUUGCUUUGAUUGCUUUCCGUUGCAUCAACUUUUUGUAGAAACAAAAUUGAGAUAAAUGAUAGGUUAUUUACCUCUCCUCUAGCUAGGGCUAUAAAUGAAUUAGAUCUUUAUGAAUAAAUUUGAUGUUUAGUUCGAUAAAGCCCUUUUACAUUCAUUCAAUAGUAAAAAAAAAAAAGUAUAUAAAUAAAUAAGCUUGAAUACUAAUAGAAUUGGUUCGUUAAUAUUAAUGAAUAAAGUUGAAUAAUUUAUUUAUUAACUUGUCUAAAAUUAAUUGUAAUUUUUUUAAAAAAAAUUAUUCAAAUACAUAAAAUAUAGUAAUUUAUAAAUUCUUAUAAUUUUAAAUUAUUUGUAAUAUUUUAAAAAUAAAAAUAAAUAUAAUUUUCAUGUAUUAGCUAACCAUUUAAUCUGAUUUAUAAAAACAACCUUGUUAUUUGAGCUCGAUAAGAUUUUUAAUAAAUAUGCUUGAACAAACUCAAUAAGUGAAUAAAUAAGUUUGAACAUUGCUAGGCUCAACUCGACUCAUUUGCACGCUACCUCUAGCUUCUCUUGAUCCAACAAUCUAGAGAUUCACAGUUGAAGAGAGCAAUUUAGGCUUUAGAAGAUAGGUUGUAAGUUGCAAACAAAAAAAAUAUUGAUAAUUCUUCGCUCAAUUAAUGUUGGAGAUAAACGACUUUUCCCUUAGUUCGCGUACUAGGUAAAUCCAGAGCAUAACUUGUGCCCACUCAAAAGUCAAUUUUCAAAAUAUUCAUCCCAUUUAGGAUUUGAAUUCAAAUUUUUUUAUUCCUUCUCUGAAUGUUUUUACCAUGCACCGCACCCUGUGGGGAUUGAGUUUGUAUUUUAUAUUUUGGUUGGAAGGAUCAUCUUCAUAUUGUGCAAUUUGAGUUAAUAUGGCUAGGACUUAGAGCAUCUCCAAUGCAAGGUUUUUGGAGAGUUUUAGCAAACCGAAAAGUUGAAUAAAAAAGUUCUAACCAUUGUGGACAUGAGGUUUGAGGUUUUUAGUUAAGAGCAAUAGUAAAAAUUCAAAUCUAAUUUUUUUUCUUUCGAAAUUAACAAGGUGAGUGAAGCUAUUAAUUAAUUAACAAUGAGGUUUGAGGUUUAUUGGAAUAUUUUUUUAUUGUGAAGAGAGUAGGUUUUUAGGUUUUUUUGUCUGUGAUAUGAUAUAUUGGAAAUUACAAAAAAAAAACUCAUUUAGAGUUACAACCAUUGGUGAUACCCUUAAAGCAUUCACACCAAUUUUCCUAUCCAAAAUUCAUAAUUUAGGAUAAAAAAGUUACUUUAUUAAAUUUAGAUAUCCACUUUUCAAUACACCAUAUAUCAGUUUCCUUAUUUCUUCUCUCUCCAUUCUCUAAAAUUAGAGAAGUACUGUUCAUAAAUGUAUAAUUUAGAGAAUGAAUAUGGUAGCCGAUGUAAAGAUUUUUUAACUACUCUAUCUAAAAUUCAAGGUAAAAUUUUUGAAUAGGGUAUAUAAUAUGGAUGCUCUUGCUAUGUAUAAGGAGAUGCAGAUUUAGUUAAACUUAAUUAGACCAAGACUUUUGACGACUGACAAAACCACUAGAAAAGAAAAGAUAUGCCCAUCGUGGACACACCUUCAUCGUCAAAAGGUGUGCAAUUGUUCACUCCUGUUGGAAAAGUUUGUAUAUCUCUUCCACUCUUUAACUUUAGCUGGAUCAUUGAACUCUUGAGCUACUUAUUGUGUGUGAUACUGUUGUUUAGACAAUCGAGAUCAGCUGUGUGGAGCCGUAUUUGAAUGAAUUAUGGUGGGCAUUGCACACGGCAUCUUCAGCUGUAACGAGGACAAACUGCCCCCACAAAUCAAUGCUUUCACCGUCCGGCUGCUCCCUCCUAACCGCGCCUUCAAUGCUCCAACAAUAAUCAGAUUUUAGUCAAGCUCUGAAUCAGCUUCCGAGUUACCCUCCUCCAGCACGUUGCUGCUUGUAUACGAUUGUUGGAAAUUGUCCAUAUUGAAAUUAAAGGUCUGGUCAGUGACUUGAUGAUAAGUCGAUUAUUUAAUUGAUGGAGCUUUGAUAUGAUGAUAUGAAUCUUAUUUCCUUUAUGCUGUGAUGGAGAUAUCUUUUUAGGUUA